This is a messenger RNA of Scaptodrosophila lebanonensis, 723 nucleotides long. Its product is annotated as protein NDUFAF4 homolog. Bases 49 to 657 code for a protein of 202 amino acids. The record is from RefSeq and is a predicted model, not a curated record. Gene Ontology annotation, biological process: mitochondrial respiratory chain complex I assembly. Gene Ontology annotation, cellular component: mitochondrion. The transcript is spliced from 4 exons. Lineage: Eukaryota; Metazoa; Arthropoda; Insecta; Diptera; Drosophilidae.
AAUCUGCAUCAUAAUUGAUCAUUAAUUAAAACAGUUACAAUUUUGGCAAUGGGUAAAGUAAUGUCCAUGGUAGCGCGAAAGGCAAAUCGCUUCAACGCCGAGAAUCGAGCCCAUAGAGUAAUCGAACGUGAAAAACCUACACCGGCGCCCAAAUAUGAGUCAAAUUUAAGGGACAUGGAACGCACGUUAGAAUUGGACCCUAAGUUCGUGGAUAAGCUAAACAAAAAGGACUCGGUGUUGGACAAUCGACUGAAAGAUGUUUAUGUAACUUCAGAGGAUCGAUAUAUUCAACGCGUUCUGGACCGCCAAGCGGCAGAGGCGGUCAAGGAAGAGCGGCCGUUGCCAUUGGAACGCAAAGCCCCCAAUGAUUUUGAGUACGGGUAUCAAGAGCCGGUUCGUGUCACACCUGGGCGUUGCACGCUGCGACAGGCGCUGGAGUUUAUUAACAAUCAUCAACUCGAUGCCGAGACUUGGACCGCCAAAAAGAUUGCCGAUGAAUAUAAACUUAAACAGGGGCACGUGGAGGAUAUACUGCAGCACUUCAAAACCUUUAGCGUCUAUAUACCUGAUCAAAAGUAUAAGGACACGUUGCUGACUCAGGCUAAGCAGAUGGUACUGAAGGAGCGACCCAGCAGUCCGCCGGAGGGUAGUACAUAAGUGUAGCUAUGUAUAUGUAUAAGAGCUCCCGUUAGAUAAAUGCGGUUUGUUAAUUUUAGCCUACAA